This is a messenger RNA of Dicrocoelium dendriticum, 2930 nucleotides long. The record is from the annotation of a GenBank genome assembly. NCBI's taxonomy places the organism in Eukaryota, Metazoa, Platyhelminthes, Trematoda, Plagiorchiida, Dicrocoeliidae.
AUGGUAUCGAAACUUCAGAACGAAGUGGACCGCUUGACCGAGGAUUUGUCGCAGAUAAAUGCCGUUUAUAUAGCUGGAUCGAACAAAUGCACAGAACUUACUAUUGAAUUAAGUCAAUUAAAACAAGAACACGCACAAAAAAUGGAGGAGCUGAAGCAGUUAGACUUACGAUUGAGUCAGAAACAGUCAAAAAUUGAAGAGGGGCAAGUGGAAUUGAAAACAGCUCAGGAAGCAUUGGAUAAUCUCAGGAAAAGCCAUUGUGAAUCCAGCCAAACUGUGGUUGCAAUCAGCGCUGAAUUGGAAGAAACCAAAGCGGAAUUGAUACAGUCGCAGAUUCAACUGAAGAGAACCACCUCCGAAUUGCAGGAGGUUCAGCUGAUGUUCCAGGAAUUAGAAUACAACGUGCAUCAGUUGACGAAGCAACUGGAACAGUCCGAAUGGUUACGAACUACUGCCGAGGAAGCCAGUAACAAAGCCAUGGCAGAGGCCACCUCUACGAAGGUUGAAAUGGCUAAGCAGACAGAUAAACUUAAUAGCUACAGAAUGCAGUUGGAGGCAGCUAGUCAAAGAAUUUCCACAUUGGAAUCAGUCACGCGACAACAGGGGACGAGUUUACGAGGAUUAGACAAAGAAAGCUCUCACUUCUCGGUAGUGCAACGAGUGGAAAAGGAGUUAGCACACUGGAAAAAGUAUUGCAACGAGAAGGAUGCAGAAGCAAGGUCAUUACGUCAGAAAGUCAGCCAGCUGCAUUCCGAGUUGAUGCAUGCCCGCAGCUCGUUGGAAGCAGUGACUUCCACGCGACAUGUGGAAGAUUCAACGCGAAGUCGGUUCGAGCGCGAGCUGGUGGAAUUGAGAGAGCUCAAGACUGUUCUCACAGAACAAUCCGAAAACCAGAGGACACUAAUAGAAAAGCUACAAGAAGAAUUAAAGGCGGAGAGAAGUCGGGCGCUGGAACUGCGUUCAGUGGUAUGCGCAAAGGAACUCAGCGUUGAGAAGGCAUCGAACGAGGUCGAGAAGCUUUCUAAACUAAAAGAAGAACUGGAGGAAAAAUUGCGAGAAAGGCAGUCUGCAGUAGACGCACUUAACAAAGGGAUGGAGUCUUGUACAACUCGAUUGAACAGCACUUUGCAAAACCUAGCUCACAUCGAGACAGAGCUCUUAGAGACGAAGCAGAAGCUGGAAUUGGCCGAUACCAGCGCAAAGAAGUACAAAGAAGAGAAUCAACAAUACGCCAUAAUUGUGGAAAGCCUGGAAGCACGGCUUGUGGAGCGCAACACCUCACAUCAAGAUCCUAAGUCAACCACCGCAGUAUACGACCAUGGGAACCCAGUUGACCGUGCUCACACAACGAAAUUGAUAGGCGAGCUGCAGACAGUGAAGAAUCAGCUUGCGGAAUCCAAGAAGAGUGCUGCGUUAUUAAAGACUGAACGUACUCACUUACAAGACAAAGUGAACCGCCUGCAAGGGGAGUUACUCGCCCGCUCGGAUGCGUUGAAGCGAGCAGCUGAGGAGAUGGAUCGCAAUCGACAGGAUCACAAAGCGAAAGAGACCAAACUAACUAACGAGUGGAUCGAAUUAACGCGUCAGAUCGAAGCUAAAUGGAAGGAUGAGUGUGCGAAAGUGCAGCAAUUGCGCGGGCAGUUGGAGGAGCAGCGAAACUGUCAACUAUCACUGAUGAAAAACAAUGAUGAGCUGAAUAAAGAAAUAGCGCGCUUGCAUUCCACCUUAGAGGACCAAUGUGAAAAGAAAGUGACAUCCGUCUUUCUCAGUGCGGUUGACGGAACGAACCACACACAGCUGGAUCGACAACUACUGGAGACAAAAAGCCUAUUCGAAAUAGAAAAACAGGAAGAUCAGCAGACAAAGCUUAUCCUCGAAGACAAUCUGCAUCAGAAAACAGAAGAUUUGAAGCACUUUCCGCCAGAAGUGACUGCACGUAAAGGGAUUGACAGGUCCAUUCAAACAAUCGUUUCAACACAUGAACGUCCAGAAGAAUCCUUGAUGGGAACCAAGCGAUCGAAGAGGCAGUUACGAUUCACAGAUUCUGUUGCAGAGUUGGGCCAACUCGGGUCUUGGUCAGAUGCACCUACCGAUAACAUUUCGUCCAUGAAUUUAUACACGGAGGAUGAAAUAGUUGAUAUUCCAGAAGGCAACCAGAAUUGGACACCUCGAAGAACAAGCUCAAACCAUCCAGCCGGGUCGUUAGAGUCCAGAGUGAAGGCACUGAAACUGGCGAAUCAACAGCUCCGAGCUGAAGUUCAAGCCGCAUGCGUGGCAGUGCGUUUGAGCAACUACGACACCUCGCCGCUUGGUUCCGAAAUCUCCCAUAUGCUGAAAGAUAGCAGAGCACUUGAUUACAGUUGCCCUCACUUGACCGAUUUGCAGGUCAAGAGAACAUCUGUCAGUAAUCCACCUGGUGGAACUCAACAGCCAGAAAUAUGCGAAUGUCUCAAUGCUAAGUUAAGUAUGAGGAAGGGCGUUCAUGAACACGCUCACCCGGUGCGGACCGUGCAGCCAGGUGGAAGAGAGGAUGCAGUAACUAAGCUCCGUACAACAGAGGACAGGCUGAAACUAUCAACGGAGGGCAAAAACCUUGGGAUCAUGGCGACUUCUCUGAAGACCAAAAUACCUAGACGAAAUGCGUCACUCCAUCGAUGAUCGCAUCAGCAUGUGAAUUUCCAGUCGCAUUCAAUCAAGUAAACAGUGACGUCCCGUUAUCCCCUUAUUGAGGACAAGACGUGAAGUCAUUCACAUGUUUUCUGGAGUGUAAUCCUUCAUUAACAGACGACAGUUCAUGUGAGGACAUUUUCUCGCAGUCGUCAACCACAUACUUAUUGUACAUAUGGAUUGAACUCACGCACGAAAUAAUGUCUAUGAAUGCAAAAAAUUGCUAUUGUCCACCUUCAUCAGUGAAUUGCACAAAAAUGGCA